Molecule: messenger RNA, 837 nt
Organism: Closterium sp. Naga37s-1
Lineage: Eukaryota; Viridiplantae; Streptophyta; Zygnematophyceae; Desmidiales; Closteriaceae
Source: the annotation of a GenBank genome assembly
AUGGAGGGAUCGGCGACGGAGGGAAAUCACGGAGGCGAUCCCCGCGCCGAGCAUGCCGCAACGAAGGAGUCCGAGGCGGCGGCAACGCAACACCAUUUGACGCUGCUCCAGCCGACCGUGGUCGAAGUUUCUCCAGCCGUGCUGGAUAAGGACAAGGUGGGGGAGCACGAGUCGGUGGGGCUGGUCGGUGGCUCUCCACCUUCUGGUGGACGGGGGAGGCGUAGGCAGAGGAAGAGCGAUGGGGAGGACGAUUAUGACACCGCCGUGCCCGGGGACCUCAUUACGCGGGCGAAGAGGCGGCAGACGAUAGGUAGUGCUGACGACGCCGGAGGUGCGGCAGUUGGGACACCGCGAGGCGCCAAGGAAGCUAAUGGCAAGGCGGGCGGUCAAGCAUUGCGCCAAAAGGGCCGACCCGCAGCAAGAAAAGCAUCCGGCGGAAGGAGAGGCAAGAAAGCAGCGACGGGAACAAAGCCGAAACGGGGCGAUGAAUACCCCGGUGAUGCGGAGGAGGAGGAGGAGGAUGAGGAGGAGGAUGCGGAGGGAGAGGAGGAUGAAGAGGAAGCGGAGGAGGAUGACGCGGAUGUUAGGGAGGAUGAAAAAGAUGAGAAUGAUGGCGGGGAGGACGAAGAGGAGGAGGAGGAGGAGGAGGAGGAGGAGGAGGAGGAGGAGGAGGAGGAGGAGGCAGAGGAGGAGGAGGAGGAGGAGGAGGAGGAGGAGGAGGAGGAGGAGGAGGAGGAGGAGGAGGAGCAGGGUGACGACGAGGACGAGGAUGUGGAGGAGGAGGAGGAGGAGGAGGCAGCAGAGGAGGAGGAGGAGGAGGAUGUGGCGCCAAUCUAG